Molecule: messenger RNA, 243 nt
Organism: Dibothriocephalus latus
Lineage: Eukaryota; Metazoa; Platyhelminthes; Cestoda; Diphyllobothriidea; Diphyllobothriidae
Source: the annotation of a GenBank genome assembly
AUGUCUGACGAUCAGGAACAAGUGGCCGCACAGGCUGCCCUGGAAGCCCUGCAAAUGCACACGUCUGAAAGCGCUAUCGCGAAAAAUAUCAAGCAGGAAUUUGACAGACGCUAUAAGCCCGCCUGGAAUUGCAUUGUUGGGAAACAUUUUGGGAGUUAUGUAACGCACGAAAGAGACAAUUUCAUUCACUUCACACUCGGUAAAGUGACCGUCCUUCUCUUCAAAACCGUCCCCGCUCCAUAA